AUGAUUGUCCAAAAGCCAUCGUCCAGGAUUCGCGACUGGGGUUACAGCCCGGGCCGCUUUCCAACAGGGCCUCGCAACUCCGUACUCGAUGUGCCUGGUGUCCGUGUUGGACAAGUGGAUAUCAAUAAAGGAGAAGACGUGCAUACUGGUGUCACCGUCAUCUUUCCAAGGGGCGUCAAGGACACCUCCUACAUUCCGUGCUACGCGGCUGUGCAUGAUAUGAAUGGUGUUGGAGAAUGGACAGGUGUGCAUCAAAUUCGUGAAUGGGGGUUUACCAGGGCGCCAAUCGCUUUCACAAAUACCGUCAGUGUUGGCAAAGUCUACGAUGCCAUAUGGAAAUGGUCCGCCAAACGCCUUGAGGAGGACGGCAUCACAGAUCUUCUUGAUCAGAUGAACUACCUUGGAUUCCCCACCGUUGGAGAGACAUUCGAUGGACUACUGAAUAACAUAUUCAAGAGUGUCAUUGAAGAGGAACAUGUUCUUGCUGCCAUCGGAAAUGCUGAGAAGCAAGAUGCCGUUCUAGAAGGAAAUCAUGGUGGUGGGACGGCCAUGCGAAGCCACGGCUUCAAGGCAGGCACGGGAACUAGCUCACGUGUUUUAAAAGGCGAAGGGAACAAGGAGUAUACAGUAGGUGUGAUUGUGCAGAACAACUACGGCAGCAUGGACGAUUUGCAGAUUGAUGGGGUACCAGUGGGAAGGAUUCUGAAGGCCGGGAAGACGCAUGCAGAGAAAGUUCCGAAUGCUCCGCGGGCUCCGGAGAGCGGAAAGGCGGCUGAGGGAAGCUGUCUGGUUCUUAUCAUCACCGAUAUCCCACUGCUUCCCCAUCAACUCAGACGCAUAGCCCAGCGAGCUGGCAUGGGUCUCUCCCAAGUUUCUGGCCAUGGUGUCGGACGGAAUUUUAGCGGGGAAUUCUUCAUGGCCCUUUCCACAGCAAACUGUCCCGAAUCGCCGUCGUCCUGGGACGGCACGACCAGUUUGCCCCCGUUCUUGGAAACAGACAAGGUGGAGACUAUGAAGUCCAUGCUCAUCGACUCAGUGUUCAUUGCGGCGGCUGAAGCGACCGAGGAAGCGCUUCUGAACUCUAUGACGGAAGCCGAGACGAUGAAAGGGUUCAAUGGUUAUGAGACCCGUGCAUUGCCCAGGAAAGAAGUAGAGGAACUGCUGAAAAGGCAUGGCCGAGGUUACAUGCGGGACCUGGCAUGA
Messenger RNA from Pochonia chlamydosporia 170, 1203 nucleotides. Its product is annotated as peptidase S58 DmpA/arginine biosynthesis protein ArgJ. The record is from RefSeq and is a predicted model, not a curated record. The transcript has 5 exons. Bases 1 to 1203 code for a protein of 400 amino acids. Gene Ontology annotation, molecular function: aminopeptidase activity. NCBI's taxonomy places the organism in Eukaryota, Fungi, Ascomycota, Sordariomycetes, Hypocreales, Clavicipitaceae.